This is a messenger RNA of Colletotrichum aenigma, 6408 nucleotides long. It is a transcript of the gene bimB, whose product is annotated as Separin. Bases 1 to 6408 code for a protein of 2135 amino acids. The record is from RefSeq and is a predicted model, not a curated record. Lineage: Eukaryota; Fungi; Ascomycota; Sordariomycetes; Glomerellales; Glomerellaceae. Gene Ontology annotation, biological process: proteolysis; meiotic chromosome separation. Gene Ontology annotation, molecular function: protein binding; cysteine-type endopeptidase activity. Gene Ontology annotation, cellular component: nucleus; centrosome; cytoplasm. The transcript has 2 exons.
AUGACUUCCCUACAAAGCAAAGCAGAAGCCGUCAAGGCGGCGGCGACAUCAACCGCGACAUGCACAUCAGCAACCUCCGUGUUGCUCAAAGAACUUCUUGCGACUGAGACCGAAACAGCGUCGGCAACAACGAAGACAACAUCACGAAAUGCAAAGUCGACAACAACCACAAGAGGCAAGACCGCAGGAGCGGCACGAACCGCUGCCAACAAGAAGGAAGAAUUGAGCCCAAAGGAAAAGGCAGCACUCGCGGCGCACAUCGUCAACGUCGCGCUCAAGUCGCUCACCGAAGCUUCGAAGCCCGCACCGGCGGCCACACCCCCGACACCAUGCCGACGACAGAACUCGGGCGAGGACCUUAGGAAGACCCCGAGCCGACGACAUCUGAGACGAUCAAACUCAUUGCCGAUGACGCCCAUGCAACCGCGUUCGCUAAAUCGGACAUCGACCUCGCCCAUGACUACCGUGAAGCCGGCGCCGAAGCCGACGACCACGUCUACACCACCGACGACAUGCCUCGCGACGGUCGAGUGUUUGAGGGCUUCCUUCGCCUGCCUGAGAGCGCUGCACAUUUCUGGAGCCGUGCCGCUUCCUGAUUUGCAGCUGGAGAACGGCAUGUCUUCUUUCAUUGCUAAGCUUGUCGGCCUGGGGCUCCAGGAACAUGCGCUGAAGGAAUUGAAUAUCCUGAAGCGAAGGCUCGAUGCGUUGGGGACUUCACCUAAGACCAAGCCCAAGGCAACCAAGGCAGCAGCCGCGGACACAAAAAUCAAAGGACCUGCAGAGCUGUUGGACUUUGGUGAUGCCAAAUUUUCGGGCGCAACUCUGGGUGUCGUUAUAUCAACACAGAUGCACAUUUUGCGCCUGAUAUCUUUGGGCAAGAAAGCAGCAAUCAUCGAAGCAGCUAAGCCGUUCCUGACCUCCGCCUGCCCGACAUCUCCCAUGAAUCUCCUUUUGGAAUCCGCUAAAGAGUCUGCCCAAGCGAAAACGAAAGCGGCUCGGCAGUUGGAUUUGCUCUCGCAGUUGCUUACCUCCCUGGCUCCCAGCGUCUCUAACAAGGACGACGACACAGCGAAGGACUCCCGGUUGAGCUGUUCUCCGGCCACCGCGUUGGAGUUUCAAGCAAUUGCACUGGAGGCUCGCCUGCACUGGUGGCCCAUGGCAGGCCACAAGGCCGACGUCAACAAGGACAUCAUGUCCCCGUUGUCGAGAUGCCUCACCUCGUUUAUUCGUAGAUCUCAGUCAGACCUCGCCGGAUCCUACCGUCGAUCUCUCGAUGUUUUCCAGCGCAUCAUGAAGAUGGUUGACAGCCAACAUCUGGAGCCAACUCUGUCAUCGAAAUCGCCGCUCGCCAUCAUCUACCAGGCUUUGGGUACCGCAGCUCAGGCUGCUCGGCUUUACAAAGACUCGGCCGACUGGAUCUUGAAGAUCAAGCAAACUUUGAACCCGGAGAGCGACUCAGCGGCGAAGUGCUGUGCUUACUCGGCGCAGCUCGUCGCUGUUUACGGCAAACAAGUGCCGCUCCCCGAUCAGCAGCUUACAAAGGCCCUGACCGAGGUCAUCGACGCACUCCAGGGCAUGCUCAAAGGCGAUUUCACAGAGCUUGAGGAACUAAUGACCAACCUGUCGGCUGCUCGAAGGUCUUCAGUCGGAAUAUUAUCAAGCAAUAAGCAAGAGGUUUCCGAAGAGAUCGUCGAUCUGCUUAAUAAGCUGAUUCUCCAGUUCCCCCGAUUCUCUGUUCGAUGGCUCGGGAAAGCGCCGACAAGAGACUCAGCAGCCAAGGACCGUGUGCGCCACGAGCAGAGACGACAGAUCCUUCUCAGCUCUGUCCCCCAAAUCUUGGACUCGGCGUUCAUGGUUGCGAAAUCGCACAUUGACAAGAACAAGAUGACUUGGGAACUUCUCGACGGCCUUCUGCAGGAGUGCCUCAUGUUGCUUGAUUCUAUGGGCGACAUUAGUACUACCGGCUCAAAGACCAACGAUGGCAAUUCUGCGUACACUAAGAUUUCCCAUCUGUAUUUCAUGUUUUUCCACUGGUAUCGACGUAACAACGAAAGCAAGCCUGGCGACAAGACGCCUCUGCGGGCUCUCCGACGAUCCGUUGAUUGCGUCAAGGACAGGCCAUCCGAAGAGAAGGAGAAGGCACAGACUACAGCAAAGCUCGAAUAUUUUGCAGAGCUCUGUAAGCACGCGGGCCGCAUUAACGAUGCUCGAGAUGCCCUCAAGCUCAUCUGCACGAACAUGGUCGAGGAUGGUGUCCUGUCCGCGGUGGCCGCUUCCCUGUCGGAAAAGUCACCCGCGGUUGCCUGGGGCGCAAACGACAAGACAGAGGCCUUGUCACGGACGCUGGGUGCCAUGGUCAAGCUCGACCAGUCUUGGAAUGACUGGACCUUCUUCCUCGCAGAUGUUGAGCGGGCGGCGGUCCUGGAGCGCAUCAUCCAACUCCUUCUAUCCGACACAUCGAACGAAACGAAAUCGGAUGAUAUCAAGGAGCCGGUCACUGAGGCUCUCUUGAGGAUUUACUCCGUCGAUCGCUUCCCGAUUCGCCGACUCCGUACUUUGACGCAGCUUCUCACAAUGGCCAUUGGCGACCAGAACAAGUUUCAAGAUCUCCGAGAGCAAACCGAGGCGGCCCUACAAGCAUGCCGUUCGCAGGAUCUUGCUGAUGACAGUGGUUUGGCAACCUAUGUUGCGGACCUUGAGGCCUCCCUGGCAUCAACGGUAGCACUCGUAGAAUCUCAUUCCGAGUGGCGCACAAGCCAUUUCGAGUGCCCGAUCAACGCUUGGCGUGCUAUUGUGACCGAGUGCUCCUCCAAGGACGAUGUUCUCUCCAGAGUCAACGACGCCGAGGGACUUCUCAGACAGCUCGGUGCCAUUGCCAACUUCGCGAGGCUCCGCGGCGAGGACGAGUUCCUGCUGUCGAUUCUGACCUUAUCAGCCAACCUCUCGCAAAAGCUAUCCGAUUCGUCCACAGACUUGCUGGUCCAGUCACACAGCGAUCUCGCAGAUCAAUAUACCCACCUGGGCUACUCUGACAAGGCCGAGGAAAUCCUCAAAAAAGCCCAGGAGUUUGUGCAGUCCUCGAGCAGUGAUCCUGACCUCGCGGCCGUUAAUCUUUUCGUAUCUUUUACCGAGCAUCAACUGGCUAAGCAGAACUCUGCUGCCGCUCAAAAGAUGCUUCUCCAGGGCCAAGCCGCUUUUGAAAAGUCCUCCUCGAGUCGCAGAGGCUCCCGACAACAGAGAAAGCUCCUGCUUGCCAGAGCCGCUUGCCUGUUUUCCCGCAUCAAAUGGGACCAAGGUGAAUACCAGCAUGCGCUGUUUCAUGCCAAGACCAGCGUCCGUCUUCUGUACUCGGACUGGACGAAGCUGGAAGCUAGAUGGCAAAGUGCACCGAAAGCAAGCUCGGCACAGGCGUCGCGGGAAGGCUCUCCCGACACAGAUGAUAGCAUCAUCAAGGGCGAUGCUCCUGCCCGAAUCGACUUGUCCGAUGGACCGGAUAGCUGGGCACUCGCCUGCGGUCUCCUGACAGCUAUGCUGCAUCUUUCGUCUGUCUACGCCCAUCUGGGUAUGUUCCAGGAGACGGUCUACUACGCAGAGAAGGCCCACCAAGUCGCCAACUCAACCAACGCCUCCAUCUACAGAGCACAGGCAGCGAGCUGGAUCGGUUCUGUGUGGCUCAAGGCAAGCAAACUCGACAAGAGUCUGGGGUAUCUGAACGAAGCGAGGCAGCUCAUGGCCACGGCUGUUAAGCCCACGCGUCAGGCUUUCCAGCUCGUCUGCGAGCUCAGUGCCUCUUUCGGAGAGAUGAAAGACCAUGAAAACGAACUGCUGCUCCUCGAGCUCGCAGAAGUCACCCUCGGAACCUUGAACACCAGCAAUCAGGGUGCCAUCACCGGAGUCAGCGCUGAGCAGGUUGUCCAUAAGAUGGCCAACCUCACGCUGAAGAGCGCUGCGGCGACAACGGCGACAACGGCCACUCGAAGAACACGGACGGCCAAGACCGCCGCUAAGACUACGACCAAGACAACUGCAGCGGCGAGAACUACGAAGCGCGCAACAGCCCCGAAAGCGAAGACGACUGCGCCAUCCAAGGCUGUUGUCGUUGCGGAUAAUGGUCAAACGUCUGACUUGAAGGCAUCCAUGUUGAUGUACAAGGCACUGGUCCACCUUAGCAAGGGCGACUGGGCGGGCGCAUCAACACUUCUUGAGGAAGCCAAGCAGAUGUCGACAAGUCUGCGGGAGUCUCUCCGUGUCCAGAUUAGUGAAGCGACCUGUCUCAUCGAGCAAGGCAUCAAGCAGAUGGAGGGCGACUCCGUCUUCUCCGUGGUCAAGGAGUCCACAAUCUCCUACCCCUCGAUUCACGCUGCAUCCGACAAGAACACCACGGAAAAGACAUCACCGGGCGGUCCCUCUCCCCGGAAGCCUCAGAGCCGGGCUAUUUCUGCGGAGCGCAAAGCAUCCAAAGAAAACGCCGCCUUUGUGGAGACUUUGGAGCAAGCCCAGGCACAGCUGAUGGAAGCUCAGGCGGCCGCUGCUAUUUCUGGCAACGGACAUCUGGUUCAUCGCAUCUCAGCGUUGCUUCAAAGCACAGGCAUCUUCUUGUCGGCCGCAUCCCAAGGUGUUCCUAAAAAUAUCGGCAACUUUGGAUACGCUGCCUGCUCUGUUGAGUUUGCACGAAACUUGACAUGGAAACGGGAGCGAAGCACUGUGGCCACGGAGCAGCUCAACCCCAGCUUCAGCGAAACUGGUUGGCCGUUGGCCCUUCAAGUUGAAGACGACAGGCGAGCAAGCAUCAUGACUGCCGACGACAUGACGAGGUUCCAGCGUGACUAUGUCGACAUCAUUCCCGAGGCGUGGAGCGUCUUCUCUGUCUCGCUUAGCGAUAACCGCAAGGAUCUGUGCAUCACGAAGUUACAAGCCGGCCAGAGCCCAUUCGUCCUCCGAUUGCCAUUGGAACGUGUGGCCUCCAGAGACGGCGAAGAGGAGUUGUUCGACUUCCAGCGUGGUCAUGAAGAGCUCAUGGAUAUCAUUAAGGCCACCAACGACAGCUGCCACAAUGCGGGCGACUACACUGGAAAGGGAGCCAAGGCGGCCUGGUGGGCCCAGCGAGAGGACCUCGACAACAGAUUCAAAGACCUUUUGGACAAUGUCGAGCAGGUCUGGCUCGGCGGCUUCAAGGGCAUCUUCUCUCAGCACCGCCAUCGUCCCGAGCUCCUUGCCAAGUUCCAAAAGGCCUUUGCAAAGAUUAUGGACAAGCACCUGCCGUCUCGAAGGCAGGUACGUGGCAAGAAGACCACGAAGGCCCCCAAGGUUGCCUUGGAGCCUCGCAUUCUCGACUUGUUCGUUGGCUUGGGAGACCCAUCGACGACCUCGCCAGAUAAUGACAUGGAUGAGCCCCUUAACGACCUCCUCUACUUCGUCGUAGACAUCCUCCAAUUCCAAGGCGAGAGGAACGCUUACGACGAAAUCGAUUUCGACUCCAUGGUUCUGGAUACACUCGAUGCUCUACAGACCUACCACACCGCGGCCAAGACCUCGGAAUCCGAGGAAGGAGCGCACAGCAUCCUGAUCCUCGACAAGGCGCUCCAUGCCUUCCCUUGGGAGUCCCUUCCGUGCAUGGAGGGACUGGCAUACUCACGUGUUCCCUCGCUCUCAUGCCUUCGCCGAUUGAUCACGGAGCAGAGGGCUACUGAGGGCACCCACGGCGUUGAUCACCACACAGUGUCACCCACUGGGGGCACGUACAUACUCAACCCGGGUUCAGACCUCAAGAACACCCUCGCCACCUUUGAGAAGCCCCUGAAGACCCUCGGCGACUCCUGGAAGGGCAUCGUCUCGCGUUGCCCGACAGAGGACGAGUUCGAGGGCGCCCUCAAGAGCUCAGACAUUGUCCUCUACUUUGGCCACGGCAGCGGUGCGCAGUACAUCCGCGGCAAGACCAUUAGGAGGUUGGAGAAGUGCAAGGCGGCAGCGCUACUCAUGGGCUGUAGCUCGGCGUCGCUCCAGAACGUCGGCGAGUACGAGUGCCACGGUCCCGUGUGGAAUUACAUGCUCGCAGGGUGUCCCGCCGUCGUGGGCACCCUCUGGGACGUGACGGACAAGGACAUCGACCGGUAUGCGGGCCGAUUAUUCGAGGAGUGGGGUCUGAUGAAGAAGGGGACGUUUAUUGAUGAAAGCAAGCCUUCGGCCAAGGGCAAGGGCAAGGGCUUGUUCGCCGAUAAGAAGGGCAAGGGCAGCAGCAAGAGAGAGGAGGAAGAAAGCCCGGAGCGCGAGGACGGCCGCGAGACGUCACUCGUCGAGGCCGUUGCUAAGGCUAGGGACGCCUGUCGGUUCAGGUACAUAACAGCCGGCGCAGUGUGCGUGUACGGCAUUCCCGUGUACAUCAGCAGGGACAAGGCCAACGGCGCGUGA